Messenger RNA from Dipodomys ordii (Ord's kangaroo rat), 2387 nucleotides. It is a transcript of the gene Klc4, whose product is annotated as kinesin light chain 4. Gene Ontology annotation, biological process: axo-dendritic transport. Gene Ontology annotation, cellular component: kinesin complex; membrane-bounded organelle; cytoplasm. NCBI's taxonomy places the organism in Eukaryota, Metazoa, Chordata, Mammalia, Rodentia, Heteromyidae. Bases 108 to 1964 code for a protein of 618 amino acids. The transcript has 16 exons. Gene Ontology annotation, molecular function: kinesin binding. The record is from RefSeq and is a predicted model, not a curated record.
UCAAAACAAUUGCCUCGAGCGGCAGCCAUGAUGAUCUUAAAGGGGCAGUACCGGCAAAGACGACAGCCAGAUCGACAGACUGCAGCCCAGAAGUCCCCCUGGCCAGGAUGUCUGGCCUGGUAUUGGGGCAGCGGGAUGAGCCUACAGGACACCGGCUCAGCCAAGAGGAGAUCCUGGGGAGCACUCGGCUGGUGAGCCAAGGGCUGGAGGCCCUCCACAGUGAGCACCAGGCUGUGCUGCAAAGCCUGUCCCACACCAUUGAGUGUCUGCAGCAGGGAGGCCAUGAGGAAGGGCUGGUGCAUGAGAAGGCUCGGCAGCUGCGCAGGUCUAUGGAAAACAUCGAACUGGGGCUGAGUGAGGCGCAGGUGAUGCUGGCCCUGGCCAGCCACCUGAGCACAGUGGAGUCAGAGAAGCAGAAGCUGCGGGCUCAGGUGCGACGGCUCUGCCAGGAGAACCAGUGGCUCAGGGAUGAGCUAGCGGGCACUCAGCAGAGGCUCCAGCGCAGUGAACAGGCCGUGGCUCAGCUCGAGGAGGAAAAGAAGCACCUGGAAUUCCUGGGGCAGUUGCGGCAGUAUGAUGAGGAGGGACACACUGCGGAGGAGAAGGAGGGCGAUACCACCAAGGAUUCUUUGGAUGACCUUUUCCCCAAUGAGGAGGAAGAGGAUGCCAGCAAUGGCUUGUCCCGUGGGCCGGGCGCUGCAGCAGCCCAGCAGGGUGGAUAUGAGAUCCCAGCAAGGCUUCGGACACUGCACAACCUGGUGAUCCAGUACGCAGCUCAAGGUCGCUAUGAAGUGGCCGUGCCGCUCUGCAAGCAAGCCCUGGAAGACCUGGAGCGCACUUCGGGCCGCGGCCACCCUGAUGUUGCUACUAUGCUCAACAUCCUCGCCUUGGUGUAUAGGGACCAGAAUAAGUACAAGGAAGCUGCCCAUUUGCUGAAUGAUGCCCUCAGCAUCCGGGAGAGCACGCUGGGCCGAGACCACCCUGCAGUAGCAGCCACACUCAACAAUCUGGCUGUCCUGUACGGGAAAAGGGGCAAAUACAAGGAGGCGGAGCCACUGUGUCAGCGGGCACUAGAGAUUCGGGAAAAGGUUCUAGGCACCGACCACCCAGACGUGGCAAAGCAGCUGAACAACUUGGCCCUCUUGUGCCAAAACCAGGGCAAGUAUGAGGCCGUGGAACGCUAUUACCAGCGGGCACUGGCCAUCUAUGAAGGGCAGCUUGGGCCAGACAACCCUAAUGUAGCUCGGACCAAGAACAACCUGGCUUCCUGUUACCUGAAACAAGGCAAAUAUGCAGAGGCAGAGACUCUAUAUAAAGAGAUCCUGACCCGUGCCCAUGUGCAGGAGUUUGGGUCUGUGGAUGAUGACCAUAAGCCCAUCUGGAUGCAUGCAGAAGAGCGGGAAGAAAUGAGCAAAAGCCGGCACCAUGAGGGCGGCACACCCUAUGCUGAGUAUGGAGGCUGGUACAAGGCCUGCAAAGUGAGCAGCCCCACAGUGAACACUACUCUGAGAAACCUGGGAGCUCUGUAUAGACGCCAGGGAAAGUUGGAAGCAGCCGAGACCUUGGAGGAAUGUGCCCUGCGGUCCCGGAAACAGGGCACCGAUCCUAUCAGCCAAACGAAGGUGGCAGAGCUGCUUGGAGAGGGUGAGGGGAGGAGGACCUCUCAGGAGGGAGGGGACAGUGUGAAAUUCGAGGGAGGUGAUGAUGCUUCUGUGGCUGUGGAGUGGUCAGGGGAUGGCAGUGGGACCCUGCAGAGGAGUGGCUCUCUGGGCAAGAUCCGAGAUGUCCUUCGUAGAAGCAGCGAACUUCUGGUGAGGAAGCUCCAGGGGACUGAGCCUCGGCCCUCAAGCAGCAACAUGAAGCGAGCAGCUUCCUUGAACUUUCUGAACCAACCCAAUGCGGCACCCCUCCAGGUCUCCCGGGGCCUCAGUGCCAGCACCAUGGACCUCUCUUCAAGUAGCUGACAUUCAACUUGUCUUCCUGAAGGCCUCUUGGGCCCACACAGGCCUCACAGCAUUCCCCAGUGCUCCUGACUCCUCACCCCAAGUUGGGACAGUGAAGGGGGAGCAGUGCAACCAGAAGGUUGCGGCUGCCUGUAGGGUCUCGGCUCCCUCCUCAGGAAUCUCCCUUAGGAAAGACCCUCAGGACACGCUAGCCCCACCCUGGAGUCCUCCAGAGUAGUUGGCUCUGAGGUUCCCAAGGUGGGCACAAAGCAAGGAUGCAUCUCAGAGCUGCAUCUCAGAGAUGCUUCAGGCUAUUCUGCCAGAGGGUUUGGGUCUGGCCAGCCAAUCUGCCUUGCCCUGGCCUCUCUUGUCCCAUCCCCUCUGCUGCCUCACUUCAGGUCCAUGUAUUUCACAUUUCUUAAAUAAAAGAAUCAGGUAACCGUU